AUGUCCUGUGGACGACUGAGCAGCUUUGAGACAGGGGACAGCUUUGAAGUCAUUGAGGACGGGCCUGAACCCCCUCCCUUCCCUUUACUCGGGAUGUCUGGCAACUUGGGGACAGUGACCUGGACCCUGUUCCUCCUGCUCUUUGCACCUGGCUGGGUAGAACCGCAGGCCUGCACGUAUCCAUGCCAGUGUCCCUCCCAGCCUCUGCAGUGCCCUGCCGGCACCAGCCACGUGUUGGAUGCCUGUGGUUGCUGCAAGGUGUGUGCCAGGCAGCUUGGCGAGCUCUGUUCCCUGCAGAAACCCUGUGAUCAUCACAAGGGACUCUACUGCGACUUCUCCAAAAUCCACAGAGGCAGCGGGAUCUGCUUAGCUCACGAGGGCGCGACUUGUGACCUGCUGGGCAAGAUCUACCACAAUGGGGAGAGCUUCCAGCCCACCUGCAAGCUGCAGUGCAUCUGCAUGGACGGGGCCAUCGGCUGCAUCCCCCUCUGCUCCGACGACCUGCGGCUGCCGUCCCCCGAGUGCCCCAACCCCCGGCGGGUGAAGUUUCGCAAUAAAUGCUGCGAAGAGUGGAUCUGCGAGGAGGGCAGUGAGGAAAACCGCUUCGAAACAGCCAUGGCGGUUUUCAGGGAGGAUCCAGCACGCAAGCCGGAGCUGAAUAACCUGCAGGAGAACUGCUUGGUGCAGACCACCGAGUGGAGCGCUUGCUCCAAGAGCUGCGGCAUGGGCAUCUCUGCCCGAGUAACCAACGACAACCCCCAGUGCCGCCUGGAGAAGGAGACCCGGCUCUGCAUGGUCCGGCCCUGUGACUUCCCCAUGGAGAAGACCAAGAAGGGGAAGAAGUGUGUGCGGACCCCAAAGCCACGUCAGAGCCUCCACUUUGAGUUUUCGGGCUGCACCAGCACCCAUUCCUACCGGCCCAAGUUCUGCGGUAGCUGCACGGACGGCCGCUGCUGCACCCCGUACAUCACCAGCACUGUGGAGGUGGAGUUCCGCUGCCCCGAGGGGGACUUCUUCCAGCGGAAGAUGAUGUUCAUCAAGAUGUGCUCCUGCCACUACGACUGCCCCCGAGACAACGACAUCUUCCUGGCCACGUAUCACCGGAGGAUGAUUGGAGAUCACGUCAAGACAGAGAGGCAGUAG
Messenger RNA from Charadrius vociferus (killdeer), 1143 nucleotides. RefSeq names its product connective tissue growth factor-like. NCBI's taxonomy places the organism in Eukaryota, Metazoa, Chordata, Aves, Charadriiformes, Charadriidae. The transcript is spliced from 6 exons. The record is from RefSeq and is a predicted model, not a curated record. Gene Ontology annotation, molecular function: heparin binding; integrin binding. Gene Ontology annotation, cellular component: extracellular matrix; extracellular region. Bases 1 to 1143 code for a protein of 380 amino acids. Gene Ontology annotation, biological process: cell adhesion; signal transduction.